This is a messenger RNA of Raphanus sativus (radish), 1687 nucleotides long. RefSeq names its product actin-related protein 3. The transcript is spliced from 9 exons. Gene Ontology annotation, cellular component: Arp2/3 protein complex; actin cortical patch. Lineage: Eukaryota; Viridiplantae; Streptophyta; Magnoliopsida; Brassicales; Brassicaceae. The coding region runs from base 198 to 1481 and encodes 427 amino acids. Gene Ontology annotation, molecular function: actin filament binding. The record is from RefSeq and is a predicted model, not a curated record. Gene Ontology annotation, biological process: Arp2/3 complex-mediated actin nucleation.
UGGCAGCUUGUCGGAAACUCAACUUCUGUUGACGAAUGGCGCGAUAAUAACAAGAAGCAACCGUAGGGGUUCUCUUUCUGAUCCUUGAUAGUUGGUUGCACGAGACAGAUCCGAGACUCUAGGGUUAACGAUUAUCCUUCCUUGUUUUGUCACUGUUUCGGAUCUCAGCUCGCGGAUCCUCCAUCUCCUCCGGCGUAAUGGAUCCGACUUCUCGACCCGCUGUUGUCAUCGACAAUGGAACCGGGUACACGAAAAUGGGUUUUGCAGGUAAUGUAGAACCGUGUUUCAUCCUUCCGACAGUGGUUGCUGCUAACGAGUCUUUCUUGAGCCAACCCAAGAGUUCUUUAAAGGGAACUUGGGCGGCACAGCACAACGCUGGAGUUGCGGCUGAUAUGGAUUUCUUCAUCGGAGACGAAGCUCUUGCCAAGUCUCGGUCUAGUAGCACUUAUAAUCUUCGUUAUCCGAUCGAGCAUGGUCAGGUUGAGGAUUGGGAUGCUAUGGAAAGGUAUUGGCAGCAGUGUGUGUUCAAUUACUUGAGAUGUGAUCCGGAGGAUCACUACUUUCUUCUCACUGAAAGCCCUCUUACUCCUCCUGAGAGUCGAGAGUACACUGGAGAGAUUUUGUUUGAGACUUUCAAUGUUCCUGGGCUUUACAUUGCUGUUAACUCGGUGCUUGCACUUGCUGCUGGGUACACUACAUCAAAGUGUGAGAUGACAGGGGUUGUGGUAGAUGUUGGAGAUGGGGCGACUCGUGUUGUGCCUGUUGCAGAAGGCUAUGUUAUUAGUAGCUGUAUCAAGUCAAUUCCAAUUGCUGGCAAAGAUGUCACCCUCUUUAUCCAGCAACUCAUGCGGGAAAGAGGUGAGAAUAUACCACCAGAAGAUUCAUUCGAUGUUGCCCGUAAAGUGAAAGAAAUGUACUGCUACACUUGUUCAGACAUCGUAAAGGAGUAUAAUAAACACGACAAAGAACCAGGAAAGUAUAUUAAACAAUGGAAAGGGGUUAAGCCAAAGACUGGUGCACCAUACACUUGCGAUGUGGGAUAUGAACGAUUCCUUGGACCUGAGGUCUUCUUUAAUCCAGAGAUAUACAGCAAUGACUAUAUAACUUCUUUACCGGCUGUAAUAGACAAAUGUAUCCAGUCUGCACCUAUUGACACACGAAGAGCUUUGUAUAAGAAUAUAGUAUUGUCCGGAGGUUCAACUAUGUUCAAAGAUUUCGGAAGAAGGUUACAAAGGGAUCUCAAGAAGAUUGUUGAUGCUCGUGUUCUUGCUAAUAACGCACGUACUGGUGGUGAAAUCACGUCUCAACCUGUGGAGGUUAACGUCGUGAGCCACCCUGUCCAGAGGUUUGCAGUUUGGUUUGGAGGCUCCGUGCUUUCAUCAACUCCUGAGUUUUUCGCGAGUUGCAGAACGAAAGAGGAGUAUGAGGAAUGUGGAGCAAGCAUAUGCCGAACUAAUCCGGUGUUCAAGGGGAUGUAUUGAAAUAAAUUGAAGCUGCGCCAGCAUCAUCUUAAGAUCACGUGAAUGUUUGUCUGAAAAACACUAAAAAUUUUAGUUACUCGCAACUCAAGCUAUUUGUUUUUAGGUUCAUGAGUUCACAGUCAAGGUAAAAGCUAGGGUUGGUUGGUUGGUUGAUGUAGAAGAAGUCAUUAUUUUCAGACAAAAUAAAAGAAUAAAAAGUAUGCAGA